CUCUCCUUCCGCCGCCGGACUCGAGCGGAGAUCUUCCUCCUAUCCUCUCGCCUGCCAGAAUGCCCCCCAAGAAGCGCCCGCACCUGUUGCCCGCUGGUCCCAAACCGGAAGAGCGCGUCGAGGAAGCUGCUCCUUCUGUCUCUACCUCUGGCACGGAAGAUUCUGAGGAGGAAGUUGGUGACAGCAGCAGUAGCGGCACCGACAACGAAGACGACAGUGGCAGCAAUUCAUUGCAGAUUGACGGUGCCGACAUGGACGACCCAUCCAAAGUGCACAUCUUUGUCAAGAAUCCCGCCGGCAGGAAAAUCUGUCUCAGGGGGGUCCACUUGUCAGACACAGUUUACACCAUCAAGGCAAAGAUCCAGGAGCGGUACCGCCUCGUCUUGGACGGGGUUCAGCUGGAAGACAACCGUACAUUGGCCGAUUACGGCGUCCAACAUGAUUCCACGCUUGACCUCCAAGAAAAGAUGCAAAUCUUCGUGAUGGAAACGCUAGAAGGCAGGACCAUCACUCUCGAGGUGGACAGCCUAGACACCAUUGACAAGGUGAAGGCCAAGAUAGAAGACAUUGAGGGCUUUCCCAAGGUCCAGCAGUGCCUCAUCUUUGCUAACAAACAGCUGGACGACGGCAAGCUCACCUUGGAGGACCACAACAUUGGGAAAGGGUCCACUCUUCUCCUCAUCCUCCUUCCGUGCAAUCCAACUGUUGUGAUGGAAUUAUUCAUCAAGAUGUGGCGAGGCAACACCCUCACCCUUAAGGUUGGGCGCUCAGACACUAUCGGUAGUGUGAAGGUGAAGAUCUACGAGCAUGACGGCAUUCCCCCUAGGCAGCAGCGCCUCAUAUUUGCUGGGACGCAGCUGGAGGACCACCGUACCCUGGCCGACUACAAAAUUCAACAGGAGUCUACCAUUCAUUUGGCGGGACGUCUUUGUGGUUGUUGAGAUUCGUGGCCUCCCAUCGAACAACAAUUUCAUGUUUGCUGCAUUAGGUUUUCUAGUGGUCGUGAAUUGUCAUCAUUCUAGUACCUUAGUAGUGGUGUGUUAUUAGUAGAACUAUCAUCCUGGUACGUGAUGUCUAUCGAGAAAACAAGCUACAUUUAAGAGUCCCUUCCUCGGUUUGCCUUGGCAUUAGUAAGUUGAUUGAGAAAUAGAGGUCUGCACACAGUUUUGCCG
Molecule: messenger RNA, 1172 nt
Organism: Hordeum vulgare subsp. vulgare (domesticated barley)
Lineage: Eukaryota; Viridiplantae; Streptophyta; Magnoliopsida; Poales; Poaceae
Product: polyubiquitin 11-like
Exons: 4
Coding region: 60-941 (293 amino acids)
Biological process (GO): protein ubiquitination; modification-dependent protein catabolic process
Cellular component (GO): nucleus; cytoplasm
Molecular function (GO): protein tag activity; ubiquitin protein ligase binding
Source: RefSeq, a predicted model, not a curated record